Cavenderia fasciculata is the source of this 228-nucleotide messenger RNA. RefSeq lists its product as uncharacterized. Bases 1 to 228 code for a protein of 75 amino acids. The transcript has 3 exons. The record is from RefSeq and is a predicted model, not a curated record. Lineage: Eukaryota; Evosea; Eumycetozoa; Acytosteliales; Cavenderiaceae.
AUGAAGGAGAUUUCAAAAUCUGGUGUGUUUUUAGGUAUCACUUUUGGUGGCAUCCUCCUAUCUGGAAGAGCACUACUCGGUGAUGACGAUGUUUUAUUAAUUAAAUCUUUAGAUACCAACAAGAAUGAAGAGAGAGUAGAAGGAGAUGAAGGUGUUGAGGAGGAUGAGAAGAAUGAGGUUGAGGUGAUCGAUUAUAGAUGUAGUAAUGUCUUGAAUAAUAUGACUUGA